AUGCAAACCGCUCCGGCGCGGGAGAGUCCGUCCGGCUCCAAGGACACCGUGCGAGAGAGUGUGCCGGAGUUGUUGUGCCUUUUUGUGAAAGGCUCUCACGUGGACGAGGCCAGCGUCUCACACUUUACGCGCGGUUCCUUCCACUUGAAGAUGGCAGACUUUCGACGCUGUUUCGUGCCUCGGUGCCUCUUUUUCGUCCUUUUCGGCGUCUUCUUCCUUGCCACCCGAGGCGUCGCAGGCGUUCGCUGGCCGUCGUCGGUACAGCGGGAAGAGGCGCGCGCGCUGCGGCCACACGCGCCGCAGGCCGGCGGCGGAAGGUUGUUCCUGACAAACCCGCCUGCGGAGACGGGUGCUUCCCUUCCCCUUGGGGUGAUGUCGCAAGUGCCAGGCGCUUCGACGUCUUUGCUCUCUUCCGUGCCGUACACCUUCGAGGGCGCAUCCAGUCCGACGCCAGGUCCGACGCCAGGUCCGACGCCAGGUCCGACGCCAGGUCCGACGCCAGGUCCGACGCCAGGUCCGACGUCAGGUCCGACGCCAGGUCCGACGUCAGGUCCGACGCCAGGUCCGACGCCAGGUCCGACGUCAGGUCCGACGCCAGGUGCGACGCUUGGCCUUUCAGAUCAGAGUGCUCAAGCGCUCCAGGCUGCGCCUCCAAAUACACCUGCCUCUAGCGUCUCACCGACGUCGAUUGCCCCCGGAAGUAACGUCGAUGUUCGCUUCCCUCUCGCCGCACGCUCCCUCUCGGACAUCAACAACCGCGCCGAGGCCGUGUCGGUCCCUGCAGGCUACGGCGUCCCGUCGACUGCACUUCCUCCUGCAACUGCGCCUACACCCCAUCUGGCCCUUCCAGCGGGAACUGCCGCGCUCGGCGCCGCAGCGCUCACUCAGCCCCUCCCUGCGUCGCCGGUUGCUGCUCAGCCCACGCUCGCUCCCCUCCCCGGCCUUUCUCCGGCCCCAGCGCAACUUACGCCGGUAGUCCAGGCGGUCCCUGACCAGGUGAGCCUGCAGAGCGUACCCGCUCUUGCUGCGCUGCCGAGUUCAAACAGUGCCGUGCACGCGUCUCCCCAGCCGGGAGCAGCGGGCGCCUCAGCACAGAUCGCUGGUCCUGCGUCUUCUAUUCCCGCACCAGCUGCAACAACCGUGCCCGCUCUUCCGCUGGUUGCGACGGAUCCGGCGCCCCCCGCGGAAGCCAGAGCACAGAGCAUCUCUGUAGCUUCUGGCGUGGCUCUCUCGCGAGCUUCGCCUGCGACGCCGGCGACUACGGGGCAGUGGAGUGCACCUGCCUCGAGUGCACAGGCCGAACCAGGUGUACAGACAGUGGCAGUGGAGCCUGUCUCGCAUCGGCAAGUUCCGACAGCUGAGGGCGUGCAGUUAGGAAGGAACACUACCCAGCAGCCUGUUCGGAAAGUGGAGGCCAGGCGCGACGUAUCCGGACACACGGACGCACGAGAGACACGGACUGACCGCUAUUUGACGCCGCGAGGGUCGCCCACGAUUCCCGUCGUUGCGGAAUCCGUUCCGGCCCCAGAUGUGGAAAUUGUGGGACAUGAGGAACAGGACUCUGCGUCGUGCAUCAAUCGAUGCGACUGCGUCCCAAUUAUUCUCGGUGGCGUUACCAGCUUUGUCACCUGCGCGAUCGCCGUCCUCGUCGCUGCAGUGUUGAUGUCCCAUGUUUUCUCCAAGGGAUUCUUUUCCUCCAUGUUCUUCCGAGGAGGCGGCUUCGCCCUUCUCCUCUCUUCUGGGCUCGGGUUGCUUGUCGGAGGCUUGACGGGCGGCCUCGUGCGGAGUUGCUGGCCAGGCGCGCUCUACCUCGGAGGAGGCCUGAUGGCUUUCGCGGCGUCUGUCGUUCUCCUCGGCAAGCGAGGGGCUGGAGUCGGCGCUCUCGGUGGAUUACUAACGGGAGCGUCGAUUGGCGCACUCAUCAGUCCUGGGGGUCUAUCGAUAUCCCUGGGCUCCGUCGUUGGAUUUCUCCUCGGAAUCGUCGUCGGAUUCGCUCCCAUUUUCCGCGAACUGAAAAUGAAUAGUCGAUACAUCCGAUAUGGCCUCGAGAGCAGACAGCAAUCCAUGAACGCGCGAAUGACAAGUGGCGCAGACGCGUUCCGCUCGGAGAGUCUUCAAGGACGGCAGCGCCUGCCUUUCCGGAUGUUUUCUUCUCCAACGAAGCCGGCCUCGGUGCGAAGCGGAGGCUCUUUGGUGUCCGAAAGCGAACCGGAGAAUCGGCGAGCAGACUCCCUCCCUCCAACGUCGUCGCUGUCCCCCCGCUUGUAA
Neospora caninum is the source of this 2268-nucleotide messenger RNA. RefSeq names its product putative transmembrane domain-containing protein. The transcript is spliced from 8 exons. The record is from RefSeq and is a predicted model, not a curated record. Lineage: Eukaryota; Apicomplexa; Conoidasida; Eucoccidiorida; Sarcocystidae. The coding region runs from base 1 to 2268 and encodes 755 amino acids.